Melampsora larici-populina 98AG31 is the source of this 858-nucleotide messenger RNA. RefSeq lists its product as uncharacterized. The transcript is spliced from 2 exons. NCBI's taxonomy places the organism in Eukaryota, Fungi, Basidiomycota, Pucciniomycetes, Pucciniales, Melampsoraceae. The coding region runs from base 1 to 858 and encodes 285 amino acids. The record is from RefSeq and is a predicted model, not a curated record.
AUGUUUUACGUACUAACGCCUUCCAGAGGGUUUGUAAAGACUCCUGUUAGUCCGACAGUGCAAUGGAAUGCAGAACCUGCAAUUGAUGAGCGUACCGCGAAUGCGGUGAUGGUGAUCACUAAAAUCCAAACCUUCAGAGAAUAUUGUUGGAACAUGUUGAUGAGUAAAACAUAUUUCCUCACUCUUGGCGCCUUUUUAGAAAAUUUUUACAAUAGGAGCCUACGGAUUGGACGAAAGAUGGCGAACGAACGAAUACUCUUGAACAGUACCAACUAUGAGAUCUGGAAACCCAAAAUGGAGGAAAAGCUUCAAAAUCUUCACCUAUUGGAAAUAACCUCAAGACCGCCUUUGAUGACUCAGGGUUCUUCAGCUGAAGACCUAGCCUGGCUCUCAAUACUCGAAAAGGAAGCUUAUGACGUUAUAAUGGAUAAUUUAGAUGAAAGCUCUGUUAUGAUCGCAAGCGCUUACACUGAUACCAAUCCCAAAACAGGAUCCGGUUUAUGGAAAUACCUUCAAAAUAGACAUUCAAUAAAUGGUAUUAUCAAUCGUACAAUGUUAUACAAAAAGUUUGCGAAGAUCCAAUUCACUACACUAGAUACCUUUUGUGAUGAGAUCCGAGUAUCUAUUGAAGAAUUUUCUAUAGCUCAACUCGAGAUUCCAAAAGAUUUAUUGGUUGUGAUGAUCUUUGGUAAACUUCCUGACUCAUUCGAUUAUCGUAUUCAACUUAUCUCUCAAGAUUUAAAUCAUGAUCAUGAUGUAGAGUAUGUGUUGGGUCGUCUUGAAGAGGAUGACAUCACUUUUGACCAGAUGAGUGAGCCGGCGACGGAGGAAACAAAUGGAUUCCGGAAAACGAGCUAG